Capsella rubella is the source of this 862-nucleotide messenger RNA. RefSeq lists its product as uncharacterized. NCBI's taxonomy places the organism in Eukaryota, Viridiplantae, Streptophyta, Magnoliopsida, Brassicales, Brassicaceae. The coding region runs from base 151 to 639 and encodes 162 amino acids. Gene Ontology annotation, biological process: positive regulation of proteasomal ubiquitin-dependent protein catabolic process. The record is from RefSeq and is a predicted model, not a curated record. The transcript is spliced from 6 exons. Gene Ontology annotation, cellular component: Cul4-RING E3 ubiquitin ligase complex.
CUCUCUCUCUCCUCUCUGCCGCUUUGUAAAUUUGGUCUUAGCGAUUCCCUCUCUCUCUCUCUCCCUCCUCCUUUCUCUCCGCGUCUUCUUUCUUCUUCUCUCUUUGUCGGUCCAUCUGCCUCGGCUAGGGUUUAUCAGUGAAUUUUGGCAAUGGAAGCGUCAUCGUCUCAGCCACCUGAUUCUUCUGAUCAAACUGCUUCCAAGUUUCUUACUGACCUUCCUUCUCGCGGUUUCUUGUCUUCUACCGUCGUCUCUUCCAAUCCGGGAAGCUUACGGGUCUACAUUUGUGAGCAUGACACAUCUCCCCCUGAAGGACAACAUAUCAAAACAAACCAGCAAAAUAUACUUAUCAGAUCUCUCUUGUUAAAGAAGCAAAAAGGCGAAUCUAGCUCGAAAGAGGCCAAAGGAAGUGCUGAAGAUGGUCCUAAAAAGAGGGCUGCAAAUAGGGCUCUGGACGAAAGAAACCCAGCCAAAAGAGCUGCUAAUGUAUCUAGACAAGAAGGAUCAAGCAGUCGCGCAGGCGAAAAAGAGUUUCAGUCUUUGACUGUUGAGAAACUCCGUGCCCUUCUCAAGGAGAAAGGCCUGCCAACAAAAGGAAGAAAGGAUGAGCUCAUUGCGCGGCUGAAGAGUGCCAACUGAAGUUAAAAGGGAUCAAGAUUGAGAAAACCACCUGGUGAAUAUAUGUAUCUUUAGAGGUUUCCCAUUGACAUGUGAAAAUUGGUGUUGUACUUUAUUAAAACAUAUCUUUUUGAUCUAGGGUACUUUAAUUUAUGAAUCUGGUUUGGUUUUGAGAUGAUUCAUCAAAGAGUCAUGACAUUUGUAACGUGGAUUUCAUCUUAAAAAAAAAAAAAGAGUUUAAUAA